CGCGUGACACAGGGCUGACCUGGGAAAAUGGUAAAGAAAUGUGAGCCCGUUUCCUUAAAAAUAUUUUGCCCGUACCUGAAAGUGACAGAGGUGUGGAAAGAAGAAGCGUCAAGAUUGUUUUUAGAAAAAUAAAAGUUGUAAAGUGCACGGGUGAUGUUAUCAGUAAACAGCCUGGUGCUGGCGAGAGCACCCUCAGUGGCAUUUUUACCUGAAAGGAUGGGGGACAUUCUCAACUCCAGCGACAGCAGGAGGACAACGAACGCUUCUUUGGCAGACCUGCACAAAUUCAGCAAUUUGGACGACAUCGAUGUGACGGCGGACGGCAGCCCAGCUCUGAGGAUUAUGAUCUCGCUGGUGUACUCGGUGGUGUGCGCUGCGGGGUUGGUGGGCAACCUGCUGGUCUUUUUCCUCAUGAAGGUGAGACAAGGGAGAAAGAAAUCCACCAUCAACUUCUUCAUUAUCAACCUGGCGGUCACCGACUUCCAGUUUGUGCUGACUCUGCCAUUCUGGGCGGUGGACACCGCUCUGGACUUCAGCUGGCCGUUCGGGGAUGCGAUGUGCAAGAUCAUUCUCUCCAUCACAGUCAUGAACAUGUACGCAAGUGUGUUCUUUCUCACGGCCAUGAGCAUCACCCGUUACUGGUCCGUGGCCUCGGCCUUGAAGAACCGGAGCCGACAGAUCACCUGUUCAGUGAAGUGGGUGAGCGCGCUGCUGUGGGUCUCGGCCACCGUGGCCACGGCCCCAACGGCCAUCUUCUCAACGGUCACCACCGUGGCCGGAGAAAAGCUCUGUCUCCUCAGGUUCCCCGAUGGUCAGUACUGGUUAGCGCUAUACCACCUGCAGAAAAUCAUGAUCGCCUUCGUCAUUCCCAUGUUGAUAGUGUCCAUCUGCUAUCUGCUGCUCCUGCGGUUCCUCCGACAGCGCAGCAUGAACAACAAUAAUCCAAAACGAAGGUCCAAAGUCACUAAAUCCGUCACCAUCGUGGUCCUUUCGUUCUUCUUAUGUUGGAUGCCCAAUCACGCCAUCACAUUCUGGGGAGUUCUCGUCAAAUUUAAUGCGGUCCACUGGGAUAAAUCUUACUAUAUGGUUCACACCUACGUCUUUCCCGUCACGGUCUGCUUGGCUCAUGCCAACAGCUGUUUGAACCCUAUUCUGUACUGCCUCAUGAGAAGAGAGUUCAGAAAGAUGCUAAAGGAUGUCUUCUGGCGGAUUUCGUCCCCUACAAUUUCCAACACCUGUCCCAUCCGCCCGUUUUCUGGUUCCUUCAAACCUGAGCAUGAAGAUACACAAGUAGUUAUCCCUCUCCACAUCAUUGAGAGCGAGCAGUGUAGACUGACGUCGGUCUUCAACGGGCGCUGUGACACUUUGCCUUCUUCAAGCGCCCUCAUGCAGAAAUAAAACAAGAGCGCUCAGAGAGCAGGAUCUAAUUUGAAAACUCACGAAACAAUAUGAAGAAUACAAUCCUCUCGCAAACUCUGAUGUACUGUAAAAGGCAACAUGAACGCACAAGGCAACGCGCAAUUGCGAGACGUUUGUGCUGUGUUCCAAACGAGAAGCGACACCUGAUCAGAGUCGCAUCAAAGCAGAACUCUGUUUUGAGGAGGAAGGACAGCCGCCGCGGAGUUCAGUGCAGACUCUUACCUGAUAAGUAACGAAUGUAGCGUUCAAAAGCCAGCAACUAACAAGAUCAAAAGACCGGCGUGAAAAUGCACGGAAAUCUGCAAAAGUAUAUCUGAUUGUAAUAUUUCAUACUGUUAUAUUUAAGUGUUAACGUGCCAAAUUAUUCUUCUACUACAGCGUGUCUAUUGCAAACAUUCGUGUGUCCGGUGUUGCUUUUUCAUGACAUGUUAAAAGCUGUGAUAAGUGCUGUCUAGAAAAGAUUCACUGCUUCUGGCAUUUAACAACUAGCGCAUGUCGGUUUCUGACUUGUCUUUCUCUAUACAGUACAUAUACGACUAUACCAAAAUAAUUUGAACCUUUAUUUUCUAUCAGUAAAACCCAAAAUCGAUUAACAGAGGCUUUAAGAACAGCAAUCUUAACAAAAAACACACGAUCAAACAGUAUUUAAAUCGAAAAGUUGCAUACCCAAUAUUCUGUUAUCUACACGAUCUUUUAAAAUAUACUGGUCUGUUUAAUGGCGUCUCUGUUUCACGUAUGUAAAACUGUCAUUUAUCAAGUGAACCUCUAGAUUUUUAACCAAGCUUGUUAAAGAAUGAGCAACCGCUACAGCAUAUCAACGAACCCUUCACUGUAUGUUCAAACUUUCACAUCUUUUUUCUGUAACUGAGGUGAAGUGUUUCGAAAGACAGCAGAAAUAAGAAAUAAUCUGAAGAAAACAAUCUGAAAUCGUAAUAUGGGGUAAAAAAAAAUCCCCCCAAGAGAAUUAGACCAAACAAUUAAAGUACGAUGUGGGUAUAUGGGAAAGCGUGAAAAUGUUAAGAAUUUUAUUUUGUAAUUAAUACUGUCUGGUUAUUGGCUUUGCUUUAUUAGUUCCAGUGCGAGUACUCUAUUAAGUACAGAAUGUGCGCCAAAACCACACUUCAUAUAACCAAAGCAUCAUAAUCACGCAAAGGUAACUCAAAUUUCUAUUGAUCUGUUUACACCUGUGUCUGUACUAUUCCUGUUUGGUUUUUUUUUCUGUGAGAGUUCAUCUGUUAAGAUUGUACCACAACCAUUAUGUCAAUGUUUAUGGAUCAAUUUUAUCAAAUUUUAGGAGAAUGCAUCGAAGGUGUAAAUCUACUCAAAUCAAUAAAUGUUAUAAGAGUC
Molecule: messenger RNA, 2766 nt
Organism: Lepisosteus oculatus (spotted gar)
Lineage: Eukaryota; Metazoa; Chordata; Actinopteri; Semionotiformes; Lepisosteidae
Product: relaxin-3 receptor 1-like
Biological process (GO): immune response; cell chemotaxis; positive regulation of cytosolic calcium ion concentration
Cellular component (GO): external side of plasma membrane; membrane
Molecular function (GO): C-C chemokine receptor activity; C-C chemokine binding
Source: RefSeq, a predicted model, not a curated record